Heterotrigona itama is the source of this 3608-nucleotide messenger RNA. The record is from the annotation of a GenBank genome assembly. Lineage: Eukaryota; Metazoa; Arthropoda; Insecta; Hymenoptera; Apidae.
AAAAAAAUAUUUAAUAAAAAUUUAUAUCAACAAUAGAAAUGACAAAUUAUUUGUAAAAUUCUCGAUUAUCGAUUAUCAUUAUUUUGCAUAGUAUUGUUUCAUCAUUACCGUCGUAUACGUUCUGUAAAAGUUUAAAAAAUAUCAGAAACAUAAUAUAUUAUUAUUUUGCAAAGAAAUUAACAAGAAUCAACACAAAAUGUUAAGAUUUAUGAGGAAAGGAACUCUUAUUUGUUUCCAGGUAAGGACAUUGAUAUUGAAUCAUCCUGCAUCACGUAAUUCGUUAUCUUUGAAAAUGUUGGAGUCUUUAUUAGUGAAUAUCAAAAAGAAUGAAGAUAAUAAAAAUCUUCGAUCUAUAGUUAUUAAAUCUGGAUUAGAAAGAAUAUUUUCUGCUGGGCACAACAUAAAGGAACUGACUGGUAACAAUGAGAACCUUCACAAGGAAAUCUUUGAAACAUGCUCAGAGUUGAUGCGAGCAAUUAUUCAAAGUCCUGUUCCUAUAAUUGCUGCUGUAGAUGGUGUAGCAACUGCAGCUGGUUGUCAGUUGGUUACUGCAUGUGACAUUGCUAUUUGCACUGAGAGAAGUUCAUUUGCUACACCAGGAGCCAAUGUUGGAAUAUUUUGUUCUACACCAGGUGUUCCCUUAGUUCGAAGUGUACCCAAGAAAAUUGCAACGUAUAUGCUGUUUACAGGUUUUAGCAUUAAUGGUAAAGAAGCAUAUGAAGCAGGGCUCGUCAGCAAGGUUGUACCAACUGAUAAAUGUGAGGAAGAAAUUGAAAAGAUUACUACAUCUAUAAACAUGAAAAGUCGUUCGGUUGUUCAUGUUGGGAAAACAUUUUUGUAUAAACAAUUGGAUCUUGAUAUAUCAACUGCAUAUUUCUUGGGAACUGAAAAAAUGAUUAAUUGUUUAAAAAUGAAAGAUGCUCAGGAAGGGAUCAGAAGUUUCAUUGAAAAACGAAAACCUGUUUGGACCCACAGUUAUGAAAAAAAUUAAUAUAAACUGAUACAUGGAGAUUAUACGUUAUAAAUUUCCAAUAAUGAAAUAGUUUUUAUUAUUUUUAUGGAAGAUGUCGUCAAGUAUGCGGCUACUUUUAUUGUAUUUUUAUAUUAAAUUAUCAUAAUUUUCACAUAAUUAAUAAUGUUAUUAUUUCUGUCAUCCUAUUUUCGUUCAUUAAUUUUUAAUUUCUUUCUUCACCAAUGAUUUAUAAUUUUAGGACAGAACACGAUAUUUUCAAUCGAUUUUCCUCUGUUUCAAUAGUGCAUAUCCAGGUCAUAUAACACAGAAUGAUAAUUGCGUAUUUUAAAUUCGAAAGGUCUUGGCAGAGAUAAGAAACUCGUGGUGGUCGGCAGUGUCAGCAAUCUCUGACGCUGAUAUCUUGGCUACUCAUUGCAGUCUUUUUUUUCUUCUUUUAUUUCUUUUUCUCUUUUUAUUUUCCAUUUCGUCUGUCGUCGAAUCUGUCUCUCCCCACUUGCUUGUGAGGCAAGUUCAUAAAUUGAAACCAAUUCGUUGUUACAUGAAGUUAGUACGACGUUGGGUCCUAACAAAGCCAGAGCAUCGAAUCUUUUGCUUCUGAGACGAUAAAAAAAAGUGCAUUUGUUGUUGUAUACAUUUUUUAUAUGUACAUUUCUAUAUUUAUUUCUUUCUUUUUCUGUUUUACAAACGACCUUCUGAUUAGUCGAUGAUCGUUUUGAGAAACUUUGAUCAAGGCUGCAUGAAGUUUGGAGCAUUGAAACAAGGCCGAGGAUCCCGGUGGGUGGGAGUUCAACAUCCCAGAAUUGAAAUCUGCCAAGAAAGUGUAAGAACGAUAAGCGUUAAAAGGAGGUUAGCAGAUCUGCUGUUCGAAACUUGCCAAGAUUGUGAAAGAAUGGCGGCUAUUCCGCAGGGUGCAUUUGCAGCGUGCAAAGUCCGCUGUAAUUUAGAGCGUAACGAUAUGAUAAAACCAUCGAUGAAGGAGAGGGGAAAAGCGGAUAAAGAAGGUACAUUCAAUAUGAGACCCUCAUUGGAAGGUUUGGAGCUUACACCGUUAAAGUACAACAGCAAGUUAAUGAACAGCAUCUGGGGACUUUACAAUCGUUAUUCGGUGCAUAAUUUCAAGAAAAACAACUCCAACGAUGGGGUGUUUGGUAAGCUCGUGGCGAUUUGCGAGGCUACUUCUCACAGCCACGCACACGCCGCGACCUCGGUGACUGCAACUGCAUUUGCCAACAAUAAAAUUAUUGCAAAUUAUGCAAAUAAUUGAUUGUUAAUUCGAGUAUAACGAUUGAAAGCAAUUCAUAAUAAUACUAUAGAGAUUUGCAACAGUAUUGCAUAUUCUUUUUACCAUUUUUUUUUUAAAUUGUAUAUAAAUAAAUAAAAUGGUUACAGUGCAACUUUACGAUGAAAUCUUAAUUUGUGCAUGUAAUUUAGAAACAUUAUUGUAACAUGUGUUUCACUAAACGCUAAAAUAUAGCGAUGGACAAUAUGUGGGGAAACGUGCAUGAAAUUAUAUUCCAGUUACAAUUGAAUGCAAUUAGGAUUUACAUUUUUGGAACAUCAGAAUUUAAAUAAAGUAUAGUCUUGUCGACAGGAAUGAAUACAUGUAUACACAAAUAACUAAACAUUUCCUUUAAUUGAAAUGGAUAUUACGAUUAGAAAAACUACAUGAAGAGAGGAUCAAGUCGGAAGUUUGCCCUAAGCAAAUGACGCUCUUCUCAAAAUUACCCGAGCAAUUAUUUUGAUUACAUUUCUGUGUUGCUCGACGUAUCACGUAGGUUCUUGGUUUUCUACGUUCUGGAAAAUCCUCGACGUUGUUGGAACUAUUAGAGAUAUCGAUAUCCAAAGAAAGUAACGAAGAUGAUAAAUCUGAUUUUGUUGCAGGCUCCGUGGAAAGAUUUUCUUCAUCCUUUUGAUCAUUCCACUGAGUAGAAUUGUUUCUUCUCUUCCCGCACGAGCAUUGUUUGCAACGACUUCUCUUCAAACGUGGAUGAUCUUUCACAUCAUCGACUCCUCCACAUACCGUGAACGUGUGCUCGUUCGAAUUUCUUACAAUCUUUUUCGUUAUCACAGCGUUCUUUAUUUUAGAAAAGCAAAGAUUGUUCGAUUGUUCAUGAUGAAAAUUCAAGUGCUUGGACUUUCGUCUCAGCUUUACUGUUUUCGUUUGUGUGUGUCUUGUUGCGGAUUGUUUGUCAUUACUGUCUGAUAGAAUUAUUCUCGUAUUGUCUGGAUAAUUUUCAAAACAAUACGAAUCCGAAAAGACAUUCACGUUGGACUCGAAUGGCGAGGUCAUUGGAUUUCCUAUUUGGAAAUCUAAUUCGCAACUUAUUUCGGAACAAUGUGGGACAAGAGUUGCAUAUUUCUUUGGAAAUAUUAUUUCGUUGUAUCGUUCAUUUUCAUGUUCUGCAAAUAGAAAUCCAUCAUCGUUAAUGUCAUCUACGUUUUCAAUCGGUAUGAUUGCUGGCGAGUUUGCGAUACGUUGACGACUUUCGAGCCUCCCGUUCGUUUGAAUGCCCCGACUUUUAAGAUAUUUAAUCCUCGUUGGUAUUUCUAAUAGAUUUCCUUUCUUUCGAGUACGAAAGAUGUAACUUAAAAACGAAGGCAAUCGAGGAUCCAUAUUCGUACAAGAAUAAUAAGU